AUGACCCAGGCCGAGAAGGGGGACGCGGAGAACGGGAAGGAGAAGGGCGGAGAGAAGGAGAAGGAGCAGCGGGGAGUGAAGCGACCCAUCGUGCCGGCGCUAGUGCCCGAGUCGCUGCAGGAGCAAAUCCAGAGCAACUUUAUUGUUGUCAUACACCCAGGUUCAACAACUUUAAGAAUUGGCCGAGCCACAGACACACUUCCUGCCAGCAUCCCUCACGUCAUUGCACGAAGACACAAGCAACAAGGGCAGCCGCUGUACAAGGACAACUGGCUGCUGAGGGAAGGGUUAAAUAAACCCGAAAGUAAUGAACAAAGACAAAAUGGCCUUAAAAUGGUGGACCAGGCGAUAUGGUCUAAAAAGAUGUCAAAUGGAACAAGACGAAUCCCUGUGUCACCAGAGCAGGCACGCUCCUACAACAAGCAGAUGCGACCUGCCAUUCUAGACCACUGUUCUGGAAACAAAUGGACAAACACGUCUCACCAGCCCGAGUAUUUGGUAGGAGAAGAGGCCUUGUACGUCAACCCGCUGGACUGCUACAAUAUUCACUGGCCUAUUAGACGGGGUCAGCUGAAUAUCCACCCAGGUCCUGGGGGCUCCCUGACGGCUGUUCUCGCAGAUAUUGAAGUGAUAUGGUCUCAUGCAAUCCAAAAGUAUUUGGAAAUCCCACUGAAAGAUUUAAAGUAUUACAGGUGCAUCUUGUUAAUCCCUGAUAUCUAUAACAAACAGCACGUGAAAGAGCUAGUGCAUAUGAUCCUGAUGAAGAUGGGCUUCUCAGGGAUUGUUGUCCAUCAGGAGUCUGUGUGUGCUACAUUUGGAAGUGGCUUAAGCAGCACCUGUGUUGUAGAUGUUGGGGACCAGAAAACAAGCGUGUGCUGUGUGGAAGAUGGGGUGUCUCAUCGGAACACACGGCUCUGUCUGGCAUAUGGGGGCUCUGAUGUGUCGAGGUGUUUUUACUGGCUCAUGCAGCGAGCGGGCUUCCCUUACAGAGAGUGUCAGUUAACAAACAAAAUGGAUUGCCUCCUCUUGCAGCACCUUAAAGAAACAUUCUGUCAUCUAGACCAGGACAUCUCCGGGCUUCAGGACCAUGAAUUUCAGAUUCGGCACCCAGAUUCUCCUGCCCUGCUCUACCAGUUUCGAUUAGGCGAUGAAAAGCUCCAGGCUCCAAUGGCACUGUUUUACCCAGCAACCUUUGGGAUCGUCGGCCAGAAGAUGACGACCUUGCAGCACCGAUCCCAGGGGGACCCUGAGGACCCGCAUGAUGAGCAUUACCUGCUGGCCACACAGAGCAAGCAGGAGCAGUCUGCAAAAGCUACUGCUGACCGCAAGUCUGCAUCCAAACCCAUUGGAUUUGAAGGGGAUCUCCGCGGCCAGGCCUCUGAUCUUCCAGAAAGACUUCAUCCCCAGGAGGUGGAUUUGGCUUCUUCCCAGGGGGACUGUCUGAUGGCCAGCAAUGACUCUGAGGAGGCCCUCACUGCGCUGAUGUCCAGGAAAACUGCCAUCUCCCUUUUUGAAGGAAAAGCCCUGGGCCUUGAUAAGGCCAUCCUGCACAGCGUGGACUGUUGCUCAUCUGACGACACCAAGAAGAAGAUGUACAGCUCUAUCCUGGUUGUGGGAGGCGGUUUGAUGUUCCAUAAAGCUCAAGAAUUUCUCCAACACAGAAUCCUCAACAAGAUGCCACCUUCCUUCAGGCGAAUUAUUGAAAAUGUGGACGUGAUCACAAGGCCUAAGGAUAUGGACCCCCGGCUGAUUGCAUGGAAAGGAGGGGCAGUGUUGGCGUGCCUGGAUACCACUCAGGAGCUGUGGAUUUAUCAGCGAGAAUGGCAACGCUUUGGCGUCCGAAUGUUACGGGAGCGGGCUGCUUUUGUGUGGUGAUGACCAACACCAAGUCUCUGGACAUAAAUACUUAAGGAAUAUAUAUAUUUAAUUUAUUGGAUUUGAAGCUUAAUUUUCCUAGAAUUAAAUGAAUUCAUCUUCAUGUUAAAGUAUGACACUGAUUUGAAAUUAUAAUUGAGAAUAAAUAUGAACUUUCUCUUAACCUUUCUUCAAGGUUACAUACUGCACCUCACCCCUCCCCGCUGCACCCCACCAUCUCCACAACGGGCAACCUUACAGUCCAGCCUUCCAGCCUGGUCAGCCACAAGGGGUGCUGUGUACCUGUGGGAACCUGCUGCAGUGUCUGUCCUUUCCUCUAGCAGUGCUUAGAUCUAAAGCCGCCUGCUCUGGGUUCCCUUGGAAUCAAGCACUGUCUUUGCUUCUCCCA
Microtus ochrogaster (prairie vole) is the source of this 2263-nucleotide messenger RNA. It is a transcript of the gene Actr8, whose product is annotated as actin related protein 8. NCBI's taxonomy places the organism in Eukaryota, Metazoa, Chordata, Mammalia, Rodentia, Cricetidae. The record is from RefSeq and is a predicted model, not a curated record.